GGGGGCAGGGGAAGUUCACGAUGAAACUAUUAUAGUCUCGAAAUUGGUAAUCGAACGACAAUCUCAUGUCACCACCACACAGGAUUUUAUCGUUGUCAGAAGGGACAAAUGAUUUUAAAAAGCUAAUGUCGCUGGCGUUUCGAGGUUUCGAAUUCAUCUGCACGUAAAUGAGACACCAAUGAAGUAGCCAGUUUUAGUAGCAUCUUUCGUCCUCCCCUUACCCUCUCCAGGUUUUGAUGCUUACUGAGUCAUAAUGUUAUUCAAUAGCGACCUGCUAAGCCGAGCUUUCAUUGUAGGCAGCUACUACCUCCAGCAGACUGAUUACGAACAAAACAAAGAUGUGACGGUGCACAGGAGGAGUUCCUGCUUGGCUGGCCGAAAAGCCAGAAACCGCACUGGCCAUUUUAAACCGGUCCAUAUCGUCAUCUACCAGCCAUCUCAGUAUGCUCUUUAUCGAAUACAUUUCCCCAAAUCUUCUUUCAAAUAUACUAUUGGUUCUCGAAUUAGUACUACCUGGGGCUUGUGCCAUUCAGUCGAUUCAAUGGCGCUUCAUAAUUAUCACCGAGAUCAUGCUCUGAAUGCCGCAAAGGGAAGACGAAAAGAGCCAGUGGUUGCGACGUGGUCAUCUCUUACAAAUGGCCCCAUGGAUUCUCCCAGCAAACCAACACGUAGAACUAGUUUAUCGCAGUCAAUAUUUGCACAGUCCCAAUCAUCAAACAGCCCUCUCCUUACCAAAGACGGUCCUCAUCAUGAGAAACACAGUAGCAAUACUUGGACGUCCUCAAGCGAGCACUCACACCUACUGUUUGGGGAGGAAGGCAAGGAUGAUCGAGAGCACUUUUUUGUCGAAUACAAUCGGCUUGCACAACGGCAUGGACUCCGUCCUCUUAUCCCCGGAGAUUUCUCGAACGCAGCUAAUGGCGCAGUUGACGGCCGCCGAGAUAGUUGGCUUUCCAAGAUGUUGCGACAGGCCGCAGAACAGUCAGCGCAGGUCGAUUCAGAAGCCCACAGGCUCCCCUUGCGAAAUCUAAGUGACACUGCUACAAAUCUUGUACAGAGUCACAAACGAGACGGACUGAAAGAUCGGGAUUUAACAGCUCUGGUUAGACUUUGUGGGAAAAGCCGUCUUUUCUUACCCAAGGAUUAUGCCCCAUUCUCCUUGACACUACCUACUUGUCUUCGGGCACUCGCACAAGCUUUAGUUCAGCAUGCGGACACCAAAGGAAUAUUCCGUGUGCCUGGAUCGGCUCGAGUCGUCAAUGCUUUGUAUGACUACUAUUGCCUUGACGGAAACACCGAUGCCGUAUCAAGUACAACACACUGUCCGACGCUACCAACGCAUAUUAGGUGUAAUACCCAUGAUAUUGCAAGUACUUUCAAGCGGCUAUUGGCAGGUUUACCAGGUGGUAUUUUAGGUUCCCUGUCGCUAUUUGAUGCGCUUGUAUCUAUCUACAGCCAGCUGCAAGGAGACGCAGAACUACACCGGACCAAGGAAAGCAAGCUCCGUGCUCGGCUCAUCGCUCUGGCUAUCGGAACCGUGGAAUCUCGAUACCAGCGAGAACUUAUUUGCGCCGUAUUUGGCCUCCUAUGCCUCGUGGGUAGAAUCGCCGAAAACGCCCCUCGAGAAGACGACAAUGGCCGUCCACUCCCAACUACCGAUCUUAUGGGCUACAAUUCUUUAGGAAUUGUAUUUGGGCCCCUUCUGGUAGGUGAUAUGAUUGAUAAUUACAGCAUGAAGGUAGCCGAUCCCUCAGCUGGGCUAAUUCUAUUGCCUAUUUCACCGCCAAGGUCGAGAAAAGAGCGGCAUAAACACAAACAAAAACACGGACGCAAGCACAGACAUAGGCAUAAGCUCGAAAACAGGCACGAAUCUAUUAUGACGCCGUCUAUGAGUAUAGACAAGAUACGCGUCGCCAAUAGCAUCACUGAAAUGCUCAUUGUUCACUGGCGAGAGGUUGUUCGUCAAAUAGGGAAUACAGGGUCCGUGAAGAAUGGGCGCGGCUCAUCAAGCCUUUUACAACGUCACGAUAGUGCUCGAAAUAGUAUAUCGUCGUCUGUCUCUGAGGACCUUUUGCUCAAGAACCGACCUCAUUUGCGCCAUGAUGGCACAAGAUGUGUUUCACCAACUACGACUAAUCCGACGGUGUCAGGCAUGAAACCUACAGGCACGCCGAGUGAACAAAACAGCGCCUCUGAUCCAUAUACUCCACAUACGAGGCAAGCUAGUAGUAUCUCGAGUUCUGGGUCCAUACAGAAACAACUAACAAAAGCUGCUCCGAAUUCACUAUCUCCAAUGAUAGAAGAAAACCCUGCUCCCACUUUCGAUGUAAUAAAGUCUACUCAUAAUGAUGAGAUGCCCAGGGAACAAGGUGGUGAUGAUGUUACGCAGCUCAAUCAUCCUAUUUCCACACGUACAAAUCCCAGCCAAGUUCAUGACGAUAGCUCCUCAGAGAGUGUUAGCAGACUGGAGAUGAUUGGGAAAUCAGUUGACAGCAUAGAUACUACAACGCUGGCUGCUGUUCCGGGGAUACGACAGUGUGAAACCCCACCGCCAUCUGAUAGAGUGCUAAGCACGCCUUCUAUGGAAUUGCCCACAGUGCAGACAACUACUCGCCAUAGACAGAAUCCGGUGGUUUUGAGUACGGUACCUCCCCAGAAGACACUCCCGAAUGACAGAAGUAAGGGGUUAGAUCCAAUCGCCUCAAAAGACGAUAGUCUAGAAAUUUGCUCAGAGCCAAUAGAGACUGCCGCAAAGACAGUCGUUACAGGGAAAGUGUCUCCUUCAGAGCCAUGUGCAAACAGCGAUCGUGAUGGCGAUCUUAGAAACCAUAGUUUUUCGCUGCUUAACCCAAACUCGAAUCAACACCAGGGAGACAACCGGAUAGAAACUCUGGACUCGGGAUACGCACAUACCAGACGUCUAGACAAAACCAAUCCUAGAGGUGAAGUACUGGGAAACCCAAUAGGCCAAUGGAGAAACCUAAGGGCGUCGACCAAAGAUAGUCCCGAGUCUCUGUUUAAAUCAGCGAAGGCAAGGCGUCUGAAACGUAGCGCUAUCCCGGUAGCAUCCAGUUCGAGCCGGGACACAUCUGUCCUAAAGGGAUCCGAGUCGACACUACCGGAACGGAAGCAACGAUCUAUACAGGAAGGAUAUGGACUCAAAGGCAAGUCGACGCCGUCAAAGCCUGACUUUGAAAGGCACAGUAACCGGGAAGAUGCACCACAAUCUACACAUCCACUUUUGGACACCCACGUCAAACAAUAUGCUUCAAAUAAAUUUCUCGGUAAUGCUUCUCAUAGAGGGGUCUCCCAGCGCUCGACUUCUAAGCCUAUGCCGGGAGCUGUCAAGGCUAUGGCAGCCUUAUUUGACAAUGCCGCAAAAGAAUCGCCAGAUAGCUCCGUUAUUACUCUGAGCGGAAGGACCCUUCAUAACCCACACGAGCCUAGCAACCUCCCUUGUUGUGAUGUCUUGGACGGGUCACCAACGAAGUCUAAACCCUGCAGAGGUGCACUAACACUAACUAAAUCUGCAAUACGCUUGGAUGAGCAUUAUCGCCAAAGACCGAAUCACACCUCGACCCCAGAGAAGGACUCUCCUGUUGCUAAUUAUUGUGUAAGCACUGUUCGAACAGCACCUACUUGGCUGAAAGGAGAGCAUACACCUACAAACACUAUGCGCAGCACAUUGAAGCCCGUGAAGAUGUUCUCUUCGGCCAGAAAUGAGCCACAGAUAUUGCCCACGGCAACAAUUCCUGACCAACCACCCAGGUUGGGAACUAUAGUUCCAUACGACGAAGAACCUCCUAUUGGGCAUUUUGUACGGCCCAAUUCGGCCACAUCUGCUCAAAGUCGAAGCCAAACCGUGAAUCCCGAGGGGCUCACUUCCCCACUCAACAACACAGAGUCGAGACAGACGUCCGCUGGGACCUCUUCGGUUUUACACGCCCAGAUCCGCAGUCUCCAUCGCCAGCUCGCCCUCAAAAACGAGGAAAUACUACAACUGCGGCGCCAAUUAGAGACGCAGGAGCACAUGGACAUCGGCACGCUCUGCGAGCAGCUGCGCUUCGCCAAACGAGAAUGCCAAACGUGGCGCAAGAGGGCCGAGGCCGCGGAGAGGCGCGUCGCCGUCUUCCAGCGGUUCGGUGCCAAGAUACGGGCUGUGCCGGACGGGGCUAUCGAAGAAGAUGAAAAUGACAAUGGAAAUUAUGGCGAGCUGAGGAAUGACGGUUCUUCGUCUUACUCGCCCCGCACCGAAAACCGGAAAUCAUUCAACGACCGGAUACGACGCAGCUUUGCAGAGAAAGCGAGGACUUUGGGAGGAGGCGACGGAGCUGUCUUUGGGGAUUAUGACGGGGCGCCUAGGGAGGUGUGCGCUGGGAGUGAAUAUCAGCUGCGAAGCGGCAGACUGCCGAAGACGGCGAGGCUAUGGGAGGCCGCGUACGAGAUGUUCGAUCCUGGACAUGGCGAUAGCACGUGUAUAACUAGGCGGGAACACUCGGCAUGGUGACGAGUGCCGUGGAGGUGCUUACGUAGACGGAAUGGUAACCCAUACUGUGUGGCGCUCUUGUCUGGUUUGGAAGCCUGGUUUUCACAAAGCAAUAUCUUAAGACGCGCAGAAGGAUAAGGAUCAUUGAGUAUGUUUGUUCCCACGCCCAGACUGUGAGGACUGGGUUAUUGUAGCC
Molecule: messenger RNA, 4682 nt
Organism: Xylaria bambusicola
Lineage: Eukaryota; Fungi; Ascomycota; Sordariomycetes; Xylariales; Xylariaceae
Exons: 5
Coding region: 254-4507 (1417 amino acids)
Biological process (GO): signal transduction
Source: RefSeq, a predicted model, not a curated record